CCACAUAUGUAAUCUGAAAGACGUGUAUGUAUGUAUAUCGAUAUGUGUAUGUCUUUCUAUACGUUUCUGUAUGUGUGUGUAUAUAUCUACAAGUACCACGUCUUUUAAGUGAAACUUUCAUCAAGGCCGGUUCUUUUCUGUACUUAUUGUUCUUUAUUGCCGGUCAUUAUUACAAUUUCCAAGCUGACUAAUUGUGAAAUGCACAACUAAGUUUACCAGUAACUACUAUUAAAGUUGGUGUAGGUACCAGGCGCCACGUGUGACACAACCCUCCUCUCUAAGGCUGCUACUAUCACUACAGAGUAAUCUAUCUGCUGAGACUCCUUCCUAGAUCAACCGAUUUAACGAUACUCCAAUAAUAGUGAAGUGUGACUAACGAGACACACACACUAUCUCCAUUAUCUUGAUUGAACGAGUAUCCUGCUGUCUCCCUUCAGCCGAUAUAAACUACAAUGGACGACGUGGCUACUUCUCGUAUGGGAACUCGAGUGUAUAUUGGUCGUUUGUCUUACCAUGCCAGAGAGAAAGAUGUGGAGAGAUUUUUCCGCGGAUUCGGUAGAAUCAGAGACAUCAUGCUGAAAAAUGGCUAUGGAUUUGUUGAAUUUGAAGAUUAUAGGGAUGCUGAUGAUGCAGUAUAUGAGUUAAAUGGUAAAGAACUAUGUGGUGAGAGAGUGAUUGUGGAACAUGCUCGUGGGUUACCAAGGAGCGAGGAAAGUUGGCGUGAUAGAGAUAGGGGUUCACGCUUUCCACCCCGUCGCCGAGGAGGCAGAGACAAGUAUGGGCCUCCCACAAGGACAGAGUUCAGACUUAUAGUUGAAAAUUUAUCAUCUAGAGUCAGUUGGCAGGAUCUCAAAGACUAUAUGCGACAGGCUGGUGAAGUGACAUAUGCUGAUGCUCAUAAGGACCGUAAAAAUGAGGGAAUUGUAGAGUUUGCCACAUAUUCAGAUAUGAAAAAUGCCUUAGAUAAAUUGGAUGAUACAGAGAUUAAUGGGAGGCACAUAAGGUUGAUUGAAGACAGACCACGUAAGCGUAGGCGCAGCUCUCGCUCUCAUUCACGUAGCCGAUCAAGGUCUCGAUCUCGGUCACGCAGAAGGAGCCGGUCUCACUCUCGUUCUAGAUCUGGGUCUCAUCAUAGUCGAUCUCGUUCCGAACAGUCUCGAUCUCGUUCUAGAUCAAGAAGUAGGCAGUCUGCAAGCCGCAGUCCCAGUAAAAGCAGGAGCAAGAGUCCUAGCCAUUCGAGAUCCAACACGCCACGGUCACGAUCAGUAAGCAAGAGUAAAUCUAAGUCACGGUCUCCUUCACCAUCCCGUUCUAAGUCUAGAACUCCGGAACCAAAGGAAAAUGGUUCACCAGUUGAAGAAAAUCAAGUCAAUGACAAAGAUUAUGGAAUAACAAAUGAAGAAAUGGAGCAGAGCUGUUGGAAAAUAACCUUACUAAAUGGCUUAUGUCAUCAUCAACACCGUACUGGUGAAACUAGUUCAGUGGUCUAA
Messenger RNA from Octopus bimaculoides (California two-spot octopus), 1490 nucleotides. Its product is annotated as serine/arginine-rich splicing factor 6. Gene Ontology annotation, molecular function: mRNA binding. NCBI's taxonomy places the organism in Eukaryota, Metazoa, Mollusca, Cephalopoda, Octopoda, Octopodidae. The record is from RefSeq and is a predicted model, not a curated record. Gene Ontology annotation, cellular component: cytoplasm; nucleus.